AUGGUGUCCAGGAUAGCGUCGGUGCGAGACCGCGAUCCGUCCAGCAAAAGCGACUAUUUCUUCCACAGCCAGAUCCGGAACGUCUACCAGAAGCCCAAGAGCUUCAAGACGGUCAGUUGGAUCGUCUUCUUCCUCACCUUCGUGCUGGCCGUCAUUUUGGCCAUCGUGCUCAGGCAGAGAGUACGUUGGUUCCGUACCAACACGACGCACGUCACCCACUCGCCGGACAUACUGGAACCCUUCAAUCCCGAAUGCACCGAACCCGGCGCAAAGGUAGACAGAAAAAUGGAUAUCGAAGGAAUCGAUGACGAAGAUGUGGUCGAUGAUAAAGAUGUGGUCGAUAAGAAAGAUGUGGUCGAAGAGAAAGAUAAGAACAUCGUCAUCGGUAUAACGGGCGGCAUCGUGGCUUGUAUAGGAGUAGUGUCGCCCAAACGACAAGAGGUCCUCCUGUAUCUGGCCAUCUCCAUUCUCACCAUGGGCAUUGUGAACGUCGUCAUCACGGAACACUGGUUCUACGUACACGAUUUGUCGAAGAUAUUCAAGAAAUACACCAAUCACAUGCUCAUAGAAUACGGUUGUUUCGCGACGAGAGUCGCCGCCGCCGUCGUGUUGGCGGUUUCCUUCCUGGACUGUCAGCUGGCUUUCUGUUCGAUGCAGUUCGUUCCGAAGCCGAGGAGCAAGAAGCUCAGGGGCUCGCACGAGCAGCUGUCCGACAUCGAGUACAUCAUACCUAGGCCAAAGAACACCAAACCCGCCACGCAUACCGUGUACGAGGCUUACGCUCAAAGUUGGGUCUUCGACUCCGACAACGCCGGCCCUUCGAACGGGACGCCUGGCAAAGCACCUUACUUCGAUGUUGUACAAAACGGAACGCCCAAAAGGCAAUCCAACAAAUCCGCUAGUUUACAGAAUGGAAUGGUAAGAGAAAACGGCCAUAUCAUAGACAAUCCAGUCGUGCGAAUAGAAGAAGCUUCGGACGACAGCAACAGUAACAGCAACAGCGACAGGAAAUUAUGUUACAUGAAGAGUUUCUCGCGCUCGCAUUCGCCGGUCAUCCUGUCGGCCAGCUCGUCGCAAAUCAGCCUCAAUUCCAACCACAACAAGAACCCGCUGAUAUACGAAUGCCUCGAGAAGCUCACCGAGCCGACGAUCUACCGUUCCAGAUUGAACACGGCCGUCAGCAAUAGAAGCGAAUCGGAGGAGUCCUAUCACGGCCAACCGGCGGUGAUCAUGCGACGGCCGGAGUCCACCAGCCCCACCGUCGAAACCGUACAAUACGCCUCCCUAAUGAAGGAGCUCCAAAACAAGAUCGUCCACAAGAAGGAUGCUAGUUCGAACGUCGCCUCGCCGCAGAGCAAUACGAGCGACGCGCACAAUUCGAAGGCCAGCAGUCGAUCGGAGGGCAAGAGCAGCGACGCGGAUUUCUCCAAAGAACUCGAAGCCGCUCUCCAAUUGAUACAGGAUUUGGAGAGCCCGAAUACGAUCGAGACCCCGUCGGAGGCGAAGUCGUUGGACGGCCAGACCAGACAGCUGGCCGUUUGGAGGACGAGCGACGCCAGCGAGGGCAGCGAGAAAACCCUCAGCGCCGUCGGUUCCUUGGCCGAGAUCGCGUCGCCGCUGGCGGAGUGCCCGCCCGAAUUGGGCGCCUUCAAGCCGUCUGCGAACGGUAAGGGCGCCAAAGUUGUCGUUCAUUACCCAGACUCCCAGAGCACCUCCGGCUAUAGCUCCCCAUCGCACGGACCUACUCCGAAUUGGUCCACGACCUCCAGCAUAUCCGAAGGUAGCUCCGAUAACAACAACAAACCGCCAUUGUAUUCCAUUCAUAACAAUAACUCUUCGACGGUCAUCUCGUUGUUUUACACACCCAAUAACGCCAAAGGUAAAUCGGUUUCGCUAGUCAAAAUACCUGGCGAUUUGGAGCCAGUUAACAGUACCAAAAUCAAAAUCGAUCCGAACGGUCUGGAUGGCGGCGAUCUAGACGCCAACGUGCUAAACAGUCCGCUGAUUACCGAUUGCGGUGCCGGCAAAAACGACGAUUUCAUCGACGCUCAGUCCAAGGACAGGAAGUUCUCUUCCUUCAAACCCUCGCCCGUGCAAACCGGUUGGACAUUAAAUUCGCUGCUUCGCAAGAAAAAGCAAAACGCCCUACCGAAACUCGCUCCGGAACUGGAAGGGGCUAUCAUUAAAUCGGAAAGCCUGGCUUACUUGUCGGAGACUGAAUUGCUGGCCAGACACCAGCGAAACAAAGAAAUGCAAAGGGCAAUAGAGAAAAAAGUGGUGCAACAAUUGGCAGUUCCAAGGACUGAAUCCAACUGCUAGGAGUACGAUAAAAACCAACGUGAAACAAAAACCGAUGCACUUGGUAAUUUAAAAUAUCCAGUGUUGCCAAAUUGUAGAAAUAUGGUAGAUUAUGCGGUAUAAUUAAUUUUGAUUUAAUGAUUUGGUGACACUGUUUGUUAGUGAUAUGUGUGCGUCGGUUUUUGUUCGAUUGUAUAGAGUAGUUUAUAAUAUUUUCGAACUCGAAUUUCGAAAUCUCAUCCCGCUCCCCUAUUCACCGAUGCAAUUAACUGUAUUUCGUCCAAUUUCCAGACUUAUUUUAUCGGUAAUUUAUAUUUUUCCAAACCGUAUUUGUACGAUUAUAUGUUGUAUAAUAUUGUUGUUAUAGUUAUAUAGUUUAUUAUGAUAGUUCUAUUGUAAAUAUAUUCGAAUAUACUUAUUCUUUUUAUAAAUAAAAUUAUCC
This is a messenger RNA of Phyllotreta striolata, 2740 nucleotides long. The record is from the annotation of a GenBank genome assembly. NCBI's taxonomy places the organism in Eukaryota, Metazoa, Arthropoda, Insecta, Coleoptera, Chrysomelidae.